AUGAUUAGUUUCAAGAGGAAUUUAGCCACUGCUGCUCAAAAUGGUAGUAGCAGUAGUGGUCGUAUUGCCGCCGGUCUGAUAUUAUCACGAACCCCCAUUGUUACGCCGGAGAUUAACCAAUUGGAAUCACAAUACUACGAAUACCAAAAUCAACUGAGGCGUCGUCUUAUGUGGACAUUUCCCUAUUAUUUCUACUACAAGAAAGGUACAGUUGCAGAACGUCGAUUUAUUUCAGCGCAGAGAGGUCCAAUAAAUAGACAGCCAGGAGUUUGGUAUCCAAAGGGAGUUCCCGAUAUUAAGCAUAACAGAGAAAGAUCUAAAAAACAGGAAAUAGUUUUACCCAGGGAAAACAGUGAAAAUUCUCAAAGUGGUGAUGAUCUUUCCAGACCCAUUGCACCUAAUUCAAGAGUAACACAGGCCGAUGAAAAGGGCGAUCUGUCAAGCUUAGAAAGACAAUUGGCAAGAACCCUUUACUUAUUAGUGGAAAAUGGUAAAGGUGAAUGGAAAUUUCCCUCAUUUGAAGUAGAAAACGAUGAUAUCCCCUUACACAUCAGCGCAGAAGAAGGCCUCAAAGGGUUAGGUGGACAAGAAUUGUUAACGUGGAGUGUUUCAAAUACACCUGCAGGUGUCUUACAAAAUUCUGAUGGUAAGCAUGAAUUUUUAAUGAAAUCUCACAUUCUAGCAGGUAAAUUUGAAUUACAACAAAAGAAAAAUUUCCAAAGAUUUGCAUGGUUGACAAAGGAUGAGGUUAAGAAACAUGUUGAUGAUAAAUACUUUGCAGAGACUGGAUUCCUCUUGGCAGAUAUUUAA
Messenger RNA from Zygosaccharomyces rouxii, 810 nucleotides. RefSeq names its product mitochondrial 54S ribosomal protein mL46 (gene MRPL17). The record is from RefSeq and is a predicted model, not a curated record. Lineage: Eukaryota; Fungi; Ascomycota; Saccharomycetes; Saccharomycetales; Saccharomycetaceae. Bases 1 to 810 code for a protein of 269 amino acids. Gene Ontology annotation, molecular function: structural constituent of ribosome. Gene Ontology annotation, cellular component: mitochondrial large ribosomal subunit. The transcript has a single exon.